Cyprinodon tularosa is the source of this 4142-nucleotide messenger RNA. It is a transcript of the gene six5, whose product is annotated as SIX homeobox 5. The record is from RefSeq and is a predicted model, not a curated record. Gene Ontology annotation, molecular function: DNA-binding transcription factor activity, RNA polymerase II-specific; RNA polymerase II cis-regulatory region sequence-specific DNA binding. NCBI's taxonomy places the organism in Eukaryota, Metazoa, Chordata, Actinopteri, Cyprinodontiformes, Cyprinodontidae. The coding region runs from base 48 to 2837 and encodes 929 amino acids. Gene Ontology annotation, cellular component: nucleus; transcription regulator complex. The transcript is spliced from 3 exons. Gene Ontology annotation, biological process: regulation of transcription by RNA polymerase II.
GACGGGGAGGAGGAACUACUAGUGGAAAAAAAAAAGUUAAAGUGAAAAUGGCUUCCUUGUCUUUAGAGUCUACAGAACAAUCUGACAAUAGCCCAGAAGAUCCGUCAGUAGCCGAGUCCAAAGAAGACAAAGAAAGCUCUCAUGUUUCGGAACAUUUGCUCCAAAGUUUCCAGAAGUCGGCCCUGAGUUUCUCCACAGACCAGGUUUCAUGCCUGUGCGAGGCCCUUCUGCAGGCGGGUAAUGUGGAUCGCCUGUGGAGCUUUCUCUCCACCAUACCUCCUUCGUCCGAGCUGCUACGUGGCAACGAGACGCUGCUGAAGGCCCAGGCGCUGGUGGCUUUCCAUCGGGAGGAGUUCAAGGAGCUGUACGCCAUCCUGGAGAGCCAUGACUUCCACCCGUCUAACCAUGGGUUCCUGCAGGACCUGUACCUCAAAGCCCGCUACAAGGAGGCAGAGAGGUCCCGGGGCCGCAGCCUGGGCGCAGUGGACAAAUACCGGCUCAGGAAGAAGUUCCCCCUGCCUAAAACCAUCUGGGACGGAGAGGAGACGGUUUACUGCUUCAAGGAGAAGUCCCGGAACGCUCUGAAGGAAUGCUACAAAAGCAACAGGUACCCCACUCCGGACGAGAAGAAAAACCUGGCCAAAGUAACCGGACUGUCCCUCACGCAAGUCAGCAACUGGUUCAAGAACCGCAGGCAGAGGGACAGGACCCCGUCCGGGACCCACAGCAAAAGCGAGUCAGAUGGGAACCACAGCACUGAGGACGAGGCGAUGGACGAAGCCGCCGACAAACCAGAGGAGCCAACAAGCUCCACCACCUCCAUCAUCUCUGUCUCUGCGGUCCCCUGCAGCACGGGGGGGCAGCUUAUCCUCAAUGGCUCCAGCGGCUUCCUGGCAGCUUCACAGCCGUUGCUGCUGAACGGAAACUCCCUGAUCUCCAGUGCCGGGGCUGGUGUCAUAAUCAACGGGCUGAGUCUAGGUGACUGCCAGACGGUCACGCUGAGCCCUGUUGCAGCCAGCUCUCCUCUAAUCCUGAACGGGGCUCAGGUCAUAACCAAACCCGGAGUCAGCACGCAGCAGCACCAAGCGGCCUCUUCUAGAGCAGAACAGGAAGCGUCUGCUGUGGAGACCAAGACGGUUGUUCUGAGCACUAAUGGCGUUCAAGCUCCAGAACCUUCCACCAUAAUUUCUCCUCCACUUCAAACCAAAAUAAAAAGUGACAGCGACAUGGAUUUUAUGACCAGUUGCAAUUCAGAGGGAGGCAGCCAGACAGUAUCCCCAUCCUCUUCGUCUUUAUCGCCCUCCCCUCCAGCUCUGUCUUCUUCAACCAGUCUUCCAUCGCUUGUUCUAACCCAAAACCCUCAAGACCAAGAGUCUGUCUCCCUCCCAGCUUCUCUGCCCUCCUCAGGCUUGGUUAUCUCCAACUCUGCCAGUCAGCAGGGACCUUGGCCCUCACAGUUAACACCUUCUACAGUUUCUUCUAUCCACUCCACCCCUCACAUCAUCUCUUUGCCCCAAGUUGUGCCUUCAAUCCACUGUGCACCAGUCUCCCAACUGGUCCAGAGCUCUACAGGAGCCCAAUGCCCUCAGCUAGUCCCAGUAUCCCCACUCACCUCAGUGGCUCCACAGUUUCAAAGCCCUCACACUCAAAACAUAGGUAGCAGACCGCAAGAGCAGCAGCAAGAGCCCCCAACAACUAUAUCUGAAUCUGCUGCUGCUGUAGCUUCUGUUCCACAGCUUAACAACACUACCCUCCAGCACAUAAACCCCACCCCCAUCAAAGUUCAGCCUCCACAGGUUCUCUCCUUGUCUUCUCCUACACCAGGAGUCCCAGUGUCUCAAGCAAAAGGCAGUCCCUCUGCUCAGUUAGCCUCACUUUCAAUGCCUCAGCUGGUUCCCGUCUCCUCCAUCCAAACCUCCCCCAACUUCUCUUUCCCCCAGGUGGUGCCAGCCAGCCCGGCACUCUCCAUCCCCUCUGCUGGUGUGCCCUUGCAGAUCUUGGCUUCAUCCCCUGGAUCCGCAGGGCCUCCACAGAGCCCGCUCAGGAUAAACCAGCUGAGUCAGAUACAGAGAGUUGGGAACUCGACCAGCGUGGCCCCGGCUGUACAGCUCCUGAACCCUGGGAUCAUUCAGCUACCUUCUCCUUCCACAGGGAACGUCGUUCUCGGUGGAAGCCCAUACCUGAGUGUGCAGCAGGGGAAGCUGAUCCUGACAAUCCCAGCAGGGAUCCAGCUCACCAGUUUACCCCUAAAACCAGUCCAAGAAGCAUCCACUGUCUCUGCAAACGGAGUGGCUGGACUUCUGAGUCCCUCCACUCCUCCUGUGGCCUGCCAGCCUCCACACAGCUCAGGCUCAAACUCCGGUGGACUAGCAGCUCCCCCUUUGAACUUCAUCAGCUCCUCGCCUCUGCUCUGUGCUCCUGACACCACCAGCAUCACCACCAGCCAGCCGCCGGUAGUCUCCACCUCUCCCACGCUAGACCAGUCCGUUACCAUGACGACACAAAGUGCGCUUACUCCAGAGAGCAUGCUGGCCCUUGGCCCCAUGUACAGCGGAGUAGCACCGAGCAUCCAGCUGUCCCAGCCGGCAUGGAACCCCGUCUCCCUCUCCACCUCAGCCAGUCUGACCCUGUUUGACAUGCGUGGGAAGGGAGAGCUACCUGUAGACCCCGCUUUAUUAGGUCUACCCGGAGGAGAGUCGCUCCUGCUGGGGAGCUCAUCUCUUGGAAGGGAAGAUGAAACCAGCUCUCCACUGAGGGACCCGGAUGAGAUGGAUGGGGAGCAGAAGAUUCUCACCCAGCUCCAAUCAGUCCCUGUGGAUGAAGACUUGGGUUUGUAGUUCUGUUAAAACUGUUGGCAAUUCUCCAUACUGUCCUGUUGCUAUUCAUGACCCGAUGUGGUAAUUUAGUAAAAUAAGAAAAACGUCCUGAAACCAUCGUAGACCUGAUUGGCACUUUUUAGAAAAGUUCUUUGCAGUUUUUGUAGUUCCAGCUGGAGCAUUGCAUAUACCUCUCAUGGACAUCAGUACAAUAUUUGCUUUGGGAAUUUAAAGAUUUACUCAAACCAUUCUUUUUUUUUUCUUUUUUUCUUUAAGGUCUGAAUGAUUUAAACACAAGAAACUUCAGUGAGUUAUAAAAAUUUAUUAUUUAUUGAGGAUUUUCCCUUUAACUAGCUGUAUUACUUCAUCCUCUUUGUGCAAUGAACCACUAACAAAACGGCCCAUAGCAUGAUGUUUCUAACAUGCUUUGCAGUUGGCAGUGUGUCCCUUGGUUUGAAGAUCUCAGCUUUAAAUUUGUGUUGUCCAAGGAGGUAGCUAGAUGUUAUAGUUGGGUUUUUAUUUAUUUUUUGCUAAUUUUCUUUUAAAUCUUUACCAGUUUUGUGUUGUUUAAGAGAGACUUUUAUAUAUUUGACUGAAUUUUUGAAAACACUGUACCAACUGUCUAGCCUUUAGGUGGGAGUAUCAUGCCGUUGGAGUGUUUAUUCAGUGUUGGUGGAGCAGUGUGCAAAGUGGAUGUAGAAAUAAAGCUGGAGAUUCUUUAAAUCCACCUAAAGUCAACAGUAAGAUGAGAGAUCCUCAUCCUAAGGAUGCUCCAUAAUGGUUUUCAAUAUACUUGGGUAAAACUAAGCAAUGGUUUUAAAUAUAAAAUUAAAAUAAAAGUUUUUUUUAGCAGAUCUUCAUGCAUUUUCACACAUCUAGGUAAAAAUUCCACGCUUAAAAUACAGUUUUAUUCUGUUUUUAUAAACAUCGAAAGUAUAAUUCAAAUAUGCCAUUAUUAAAACGUUUUUUAAGGCUCUAAAAGCCUUUCAGACAGAAAAUUAUAUUGUUUUUUAAUCAUGAUUUGAAUUUUAGAAUCCAGACACGGUUAGCUCGUUUUGUAGCACUAAACCAGAUUUUCACUCAGGAGACUGAAACGGAAAUUCAUAAAUUGAGUAUUUCUAAACAUUUACCUGGAAUUUUUUUUUUUUUUCUUCUGAAUUUUGAGGGAAUGUUUGUCCUUUUCACCCACAUCUUUUUAAUUCCUCCUUAACCCUUUAUAGGGCAUUCAGUGAAAGAUUUUAAACAUCUAAAUUUCAAGCAAAGAGUACACUGCAAAAAAAUGAAAUCUAAGUAAGUCAGUUUUUCUUAAAAUAAGUGCAUUUUUUC